GGGAGUCGAGGGAGGAAGGGAGAGAGGGGGAGGACGAGAGGCAGCAAACACAAACCACUGGGGCAAGUCAAAACCUUGGCCGUCACGGCUGCUGGCUCACUCAAACGGCUGCUUGCUUGCUGCUGACGGCACCCGCCCGGCAGUCUAUCUAACGGCGCCGUUGUGUGGUGGUGGUGGUGUGUAGUGUGGUGGUGGUGGUGUGGUGGUGGUGUGUGGUGGUUGUGUGUGGUGGUGGCGUCGGGGUCAAGCCAGCGAACCGCACCAAUUUCUUCCGGCUCUAGCGAAUGUCGUGCCGUGACUUGUCUCACCAUCUUCCCCGGCUUGCAGGGCUGCCUUUUGCCGUGCAACCAUCUCCGAUGGUGUACGCGAUGAAUCUCUCCAGGUUGGCAGACUGGGCACUGGGAUGCUGACCGGAGUGUUCGCUUCCUCGCGGUUGCCGCUGUGCGGCACAUCUGCUGAAAAUCCUCCGCUCUCCCGGCUUGGCCCGGGUCCUGCGUGCCACCUCCGCUGGCCCUGUGCGCGUGGCCUGGCUCACAAAAGUCCCGCAUAGCUGGCCCCUCUGCCAUGCGCAGAGCGACCCGGUCGUGACAGUAGAGGGCUCCGUCGACAUCCGCAAGGAAGAUCCUCAAGUUUCAGCAGGAUGGUCUUCAGGAAACACCUUCGUCUGUAUUCUGCCAAGAUGGCUAUAUGAUUAAAAGGUUCUCGAACGGCUCUUGGAAUCGACAAACUCUCUCUGACAAUUUCUACCUCUGCAUCUGAUCAUUCGGGAGCAUCAGGCCUCUAGAAGAGAUCAGCAGUCCACCUGUCUUGUUGAUGUGGACAGUGGAGGAGGCACAGACUCACCGAAACGAUGAGCAAGACAACCUUCCCGAAGCCCCCUGACGGCGGGUGGGGCUGGGUCGUGGUCUGCAGCUGCUUCACGGUCACCGCAUGCACGCGCGCCAUCACAAGAUGCAUACCAAUUUUCUUCGUGGAGUUUCAACAACACUUCUCAAAGGACACAUCUACAACUGCAUGGAUUAACUCAAUAAUGGACUGCACCACCAUGCUGUUUGCACCCAUUGGAAGCCUGCUGAGCACUCGCUUCGGCUGCCGGGCCACGGUGAUGUUUGGCGGCCUGGUGUCAUCCUCCGGUUUCAUCAUUGCCUCCUUUUCCCCAACCAUCGAAUUCCUUUACCUGUUCCUGGGACUGAUGGCUGGCCUAGGCUUCGCGCUGUGCUACUCCCCCUCGAUUGCGAUUGUCAGUCGCUACUUCCAGAGGCAUCGGCUCUUGGCCACAGGGCUGGCCAUGUCCGGCAACGGAGUGGGCACCUUCGUGUUGGCGCCUGUGGUCCAGCUGCUGAUCGAGGUGUACGCUUGGCGGGGAGCGCUGCUGCUGCUGGGGGCCUUUGUGGCGCAGCUGUGCGUGUGCGGAGCCCUGCUCAGGCCCCUGGCCUCGUCGGCCACCCCCACGGCCAAGCCCGGCCUGCUCGGCAAGCAGCCGGCAGAGACGGCGAUGCCCGUCGACCACUACAAGCCGCCCAUGCUGUGCGAGGGGGCGAUGGCGGCGGCGCGGCGAGGGUGCCGCGGGGCCCCGGCGUGCAGGCCCGAGCUGCUCGUGCUGUGCCUGUCCGUGUCCCUGCUGGCCUACGGGUGCAUCACGCCGCUCGUCUACCUCGUGCCGUUUGCGCACAGCGUGGGGACGCCCGAGAGGCAGGCGGCCUUCCUGCUCUCCCUCCUCGGCGUGAUGGACAUCGUCGGCACCGUGACGUACAGCUGGCUCAUCGACCGCGAGUCAGUGGCUCCGGGGGUUUUCUUUUUUGCUGCCAGAUGCACGGAAAUGAUUAUAUUCUAUAAACACCACUCAACUUGGGUGCGCCUCCAGCAUCCGCUGUCACCCAUGGGCCAGAUGAGCAGAAGGGACUGGGUGAUGAAGAGACGUGGGGGGGGGGGGGGGGAUUUAACUGGGGCCCCUCAUUUGAUUCCUUGCAAGCAGGGACCCGCGCCAACCACCCUCGAACAUGCGCGAGUGACGCACCGAGUGAGCGUCUCUCGGCAAGCACGGCAACGGUCCGUAACGAUCUCCCGCCCGUGCUCGCCCAGGUGCCUGCGGUCGCGGCGAGCGCACUGCUACUGCGCGGCGGUCGGCCUGUACGGCGCGUGCGCCCUCGCCCUCCCCGCCAUGCGCAGCUUCCCGCUGCUCGUCGCCUUCGCCGCCCUCUACGGCUACUUCAACGGCGCGUGCACCCCGCUCAUCCCCGUGCUCGUGGCCGACCUGGUGGAGCCGGCGGGCGCCAGCACAGCCAUCGGCCUAAUCUACGCCAUGCACGCGCUGCCCUACCUCCUCGGCCCACCCACCGCAGGCUGGCUGGUGGACUUGACGGCAGAUUAUAAUGCCGCCUUCUUCCUCAGCGGAGCCAUCAUCAUGCUCGGCUCUGCCACGUUUGCGCUCGCCACCUGUGCAUCGUUGUCAUCGGUCACCUGCAACAAAGGGCACCUGAAAGCCCCUUCAGGACAUGGGGAUGUCUAGGAGCCCACCAGGUACACGAGUUGUAUAUAAGGAGUGUGCCUUCAGCUGUGAAACAUUAAACACACAAAUUUAGAGUUGGAUAUUUUGAACAGUUUAAGAGGUGCACCUCUUUCAAGAUGCCUGGUCAGCGUGGAAGAGUGAGCCAAAAUACCCCUCUGGAGGGGCCUAACUCCCACUAGUGAAGGCCCUUCCACCAGCAGUGGCAUGAGCAAGCAAUCGCAGGGCUGCACCUUUGUCUUUUAAUAGGUGCACCCAAUUGCAGGGCACGACCUGUAUGUAUGUAUAAUAAUGUUUUUUACCCUUUCUUGCAAUAAAACAGUUGUGUUAAGAUUUUAAAACACCAAACUGAAACCUUUUGCAAGGAAU
This is a messenger RNA of Petromyzon marinus (sea lamprey), 2875 nucleotides long. The record is from RefSeq and is a predicted model, not a curated record. NCBI's taxonomy places the organism in Eukaryota, Metazoa, Chordata, Hyperoartia, Petromyzontiformes, Petromyzontidae.